This is a messenger RNA of Gopherus flavomarginatus (Mexican gopher tortoise), 2156 nucleotides long. It is a transcript of the gene GASK1A, whose product is annotated as golgi associated kinase 1A. Bases 1 to 1965 code for a protein of 654 amino acids. The transcript has 4 exons. The record is from RefSeq and is a predicted model, not a curated record. Gene Ontology annotation, cellular component: Golgi apparatus. Lineage: Eukaryota; Metazoa; Chordata; Testudines; Testudinidae.
AUGCAGGCAAUAAGGCUGUCCUUUCUGACUCCACAGGCUCAGAGAUCACGGAGAAGAAUGAUGCUGAAGAGACCACCUGUGGCUGGAUUCUGCUUCUUGCUUGCCUUCUCUGUGGUGGCAUUUACUAGUUUUCCUCUGCUGCUUCCAACUGAGUCCGAUUUCCAGUUCUUGGCACUGGCUGAGCCACAUGGGAAAGUCAUCCAGCCCAGGCGUCUGUGGACAAACACCACUGCCUCUGUCCCCCGGCAGGCCAGGAGUUUUGAUCACAGAGAAUGGGAACCCACUCCCCCUGGCACCGAUCAGGAAAGGCAAUCCUCACACUAUCCCCACUCUGCCUGCAAGCCAAAGAACCAGCUAAGCAGCCUGCGCCGACAAAACCACACACUGCUGAAAGCAAAGAGAAAGCACAAAGGAGAGAUUAGGAAACAUAAUGUUGUGAAAAGCUCUGAAGCCAGCAGUAAAUUACAGCAUGAAAACAUUCCCCACAGGACCAGUGGUGAGAAGAAAAGGGAGCUUAAUACUCAUUUUUCUCUAAAGAAUACAGGGAACAAUGUUCAUUUCUAUAAGCUGAGAGGGAAAAAGGCAGAUAUGAAACCACAAAUGGAGGAGGCCCCUUUCUUUUCUCCUUCACUCAGCAAUAAAAGGGGUUUUCACGAAGGAAAGCCGGAGUUUGUUUUACUUCUUAAGAACUCUUUUACAAGCCAGCCAACUGUGGCACAGGACCAACGCAAACCAGAUGUGCAGGCAGCUGGUGCUGAGCCGCAACAUUCAGAUUCAAUUGAAGCCUUUAUCUCAGAAGCAGAUAGCAGGCUGCCCUUCAAAGUUACAGCAGGCACUCAGAAAGGGACAGGCAGUUACUCGCAGGGGCCUGGAGAGCCAGGAGCUCAUUUCUGGGUGAGUGUGGCCACACAGUUACAGACAUCUGAAUGGUGUAUGAAAACUCCAGAAGAUGCCCUUUCUGCCAAAUGGGAGGGCCGCCUGAGGUUUGGUGAGAAGAUCCCACCUUGGUUUACUGCAGACGAUGUGCAGAAGAUGAAAUGGCUGGCAAAUAGCGAAGUGGUGACCAAAACCAGAAUUCCUGCCCAUGGACAAAUACUGAGAGUCAGUCUUUUGGUCAGCCAAGACACUUCCCUAUCUGACGCUAAAGGAGACUGUUCUGAUGGGCUCUGUGGAUUAAUAAAGAGGCCCAGUGACCUCUAUGAGGUGCUAGCUUUCCACUUGGACAGAGUGUUGGGGCUGAAUAGGAGUCUGCCUGCAGUGGCCCGCAAAUUCGACAGUCCCCUGCUGCCCUACAAAUACACCAAUGGUGCAGCGAGGCCCAUCAUAUGGUGGGUGCCAGAUAUCCAGCACCUAGAUGAUGCCAACAAUGACCAGAACUCUUUUGCACUGGGAUGGCUACAGUACCAGUCUCUGCUGCAGCAGCGGUGUGGCAUGGCAGAUUCCAGGGCAGCCCUUGGAAUAGCUCCGUGUUUGAGCGUCCUGCACACAGAGUGGGCCAAAUUGGCGCUCUUUGAUUUUCUCCUACAGGUUCAUGACCGCCUGGACCGUUACUGCUGUGGAUUUCAGCCAGACCCUGCAGAACCCUGCAUGGAGGAAAUGCUUCAUGACAGAUGUAGGAAUCCUGCAGAGCUGGUCCUGGUCCAUAUCCUGAUCCGGGGAAGUGAGCCUUCUCGCCUGGUGCUCAUUGACAAUGCAGGCAGACCUUACCAUCCAGAAGCAAAACUCAACUUCAGGCUACUGGAAGGCAUAGAUGGUUUUCCUGAGACAGCUGUGACUGUGCUCAAAUCGGGAUGUUUACAGAACAUGCUUCUGAAGUCACUGUACAUGGAUCAGGAAUUCUGGGAAAGCCAGGGUGGAUACCAAGGCCUUAGACCCUUGCUUCAAGUCAUUAACAGAAGAGGACAGAUCCUACUGCAGUACAUUCAGGAACACAAUUUGACAGUCUUUAAGGAUUCAUCAUUUUAAAACAUGCCCCUACAAGAGUGACACACUCGCCUGACAUAAAGUGCAAGUUUGCAACCAUGGAUAUACCUCAGUCCUCUAAAGCUUUUAUGAUCAGAAGCUGAUCUUGAGUGCUUGGUUCUUGAGAAUCAAAUUCAGCAGCACAUGCUGAAGAAGCAGAAUAGAUCCGAGGAAGAGACAGAUGGGGGAAAGAA